Messenger RNA from Mandrillus leucophaeus (drill), 1313 nucleotides. RefSeq names its product osteoclast stimulating factor 1 (gene OSTF1). Bases 205 to 849 code for a protein of 214 amino acids. Gene Ontology annotation, molecular function: protein binding. The record is from RefSeq and is a predicted model, not a curated record. NCBI's taxonomy places the organism in Eukaryota, Metazoa, Chordata, Mammalia, Primates, Cercopithecidae. Gene Ontology annotation, biological process: signal transduction. The transcript is spliced from 10 exons.
GGGGCGGGGCGGGGCGGGGCGGGGCACACGGCGGAGCAGCUCUGCCUGCGUCCGCUCUUUGCGCAGCCAAGGGUGGGCGCCGGUCCUGAGAGGCGCACCGUUGUAAGCCAGACAAAAAGAAACUGGGGUGCCUGAGUGCCAGGUGGCGGGCAAGCGGUGGGCUUUUCGGCGGGGUCUUUAGGAUUUGCAGCGCCAGGAAGCGAGAUGUCGAAGCCGCCACCCAAACCAGUCAAACCAGGGCAAGUUAAAGUCUUCAGAGCCCUGUACACGUUUGAACCCAGAACUCCAGAUGAAUUAUACUUUGAGGAAGGUGAUAUUAUCUACAUUACUGACAUGAGUGAUACCAACUGGUGGAAAGGCACCUCCAAAGGCAGGACUGGACUAAUUCCAAGCAACUAUGUGGCUGAGCAGGCAGAAUCUAUUGACAAUCCAUUGCAUGAAGCAGCAAAAAGAGGCAACUUGAGCUGGUUGAGAGAGUGUUUGGACAACAGAGUGGGUGUUAAUGGCUUAGACAAAGCUGGAAGCACUGCCUUGUACUGGGCUUGCCACGGGGGUCACAAAGAUAUAGUAGAAAUGCUAUUUACUCAACCAAAUAUUGAACUGAACCAGCAGAACAAGUUGGGAGACACAGCUUUGCAUGCUGCUGCCUGGAAGGGUUAUGCAGAUAUUGUCCAGUUGCUUCUGGCAAAAGGUGCUAGAACAGACUUAAGAAACAAUGAGAAGAAGCUGGCCUUCGACAUGGCUACCAAUGCUGCCUGUGCAUCUCUCCUGAAAAAGAAACAGGGAACAGAUGCAGUUCGAACAUUAAGCAAUGCCGAGGACUAUCUCGAUGAUGAAGACUCAGAUUAAUUCCUUUCUGGAGCUUUGAGAUCUAAAACUUCUGUUGCUUUUGCCAUUCCAAAACUUUGUCUUUGCCAGAAAAGUGUUGGUAACUAUAAAGCAAAGUAUAUAUGAACACGGCAGUGUUGCACUGUGUUUGAGUAGCAAGUGUAAAUGACUUGUUCCCACCUUUGGCUUGCCAGUAAGUGACUGGAUUCUUGGCUGUAUAAAAUACAUUUGUGUUCACCAGAGUAGAACAAAAAGAGAUUAUUUCUAUUUAUCAAGCUAAAGGAAUUUUAAGAUUUUUUUUUUCUUUAAAACAAAUCAGGAUUUUUUUUUUCUUUUUUUUUUAGUUAAAGUGCUUUACCUCAAUGGUUGAAAUAUUUUGAAUGGAUUUUUUAAGGGGGAAAAAUGCUUAUUAUAAUAAUAAACCAAAAUACUUAACAGAAAAUCGUCAGCUAUUCUGACAAAAAUAAACAUUUUGAGAAACUUUA